UUGUCUGUCAAUUAAAGCCGAGUUUAGAUGUUGUUGCUAUGCCGUGCAUGCAGUGCGCACCGACUCAUGGCGACUCAUUUUACUGAUCCACACGGUCAUGCCACAUUGAGGAAAGGAGCUCUACCACAUACCAAGACGUCUCGCACGUUAUUCUCCAGACUAUUUUCAUGAAACGGUGACUUUGUCUGCAAAUAUGAUUUCCCCGUGGGACCGACUGUACACGACGAGCUGCUGUCUCUGCUGUCAUGUUCGGACAGGCACCAUUAUUCUUGGGAUCUGGUACAUGCUCAUCAAUGCAGUGGUGAUGCUCAUCCUCCUCACGGCGCUCAGCGACCCUGAGCACUACCACCUCACCAGCGCUGAGAUCGCCAACGACCUUGACGUCAUGGAUGAUUCCCAUAUGUGCAUCGCCGCUGCAAUCUCCUUACUCAUGAUAAUGAUUGCUGGAAUGGCAACCUACGGGGCAUAUAAGCAACUUGCAGCCUGGAUCAUCCCAUUCUUCUGCUACCAAGUCUUUGAUUUUGCACUGAACACCUUAGUAGCCAUUAGCAUUAUUGUCUAUCCCAACACCAUCCAGGAUUACCUCCAACAGCUGCCUGGCAACUUCCCCUACAAAGAGGAGAUUAUGGACAUGAAUGUGUGCCUCGUCUUCAUCGUCCUCCUCUUCAUCGGCUGCAUCUUGGCCUUCAAGGCUUACCUGAUCGCCUGUGUGUGGAACUGCUACAGAUAUGUGAGUGGACAGGGUACCACGGACGUCCUGGUCUAUGUCACCACCAAUGACACAACGGUGUUGCUGCCUCCCUAUGACGACUCCAUGAUGACGACUCUCCCACCCAAACACAACCCUCCUCCUUACGUGUCAGCCUGAGCAAAGGAGCUCCUUUUCUGCAGCCUGGACUUCACUGUAGCGCACUCUCCAUUCCAUUGUAUUCCACCCACCAGAGUUUGGGUUAAAGCCACUUAGACCCCGUUCACACUGCAAGUCUUAAUGCUCAAUUCGGUAUUUUUUUUGCUCAGAUCCGAUUUUUUUGUUUGGCUGUGGCUGCACAUUACCUUUUAAAAUGUGGCCUAUAUCAGAUUCCAGUGUGAACUGUUUGCGGUUUCGAACUGGCCCGCAUGCGCAAAAGAACAAUAACAAUGACAUCAGCCAACUCCCGCGGCGCAUAAUUGUGACAAAUGUCGAUGUAGAUUGACGUAAAAGUCACAUCUAAUCCACACUGCGGCCGCAUUGAAAAAAUCAGACCAGGGUCUGAUUCAGGACCACAUAUGGAAGUGGUCUAAAUCUGAUUUGAAAAAAUCAGAUCUGGGCAAGAUUUGAGUGUUCACACUACUUCUGAAGAAGUCUGACCUGGUCAUUUGACCCCCCAAAAAGGGCCACUUUUGCCUGCAGUCUGAACGGGGUCCAAAAACAACAUCUCAGGCUGUUGCCUUCCUAGCCAUCUACACCUAGCUUUACUUCAUACAUUUUUUCAGGGUUGCCUCCAACACAAAUGGCUUGAGAUCUAUUAUAAUUAUUAUAAUUACAAUUAUUAUUAUUAUUAUUAUUAUUGCCGAUCAUGCAAUUAAUUGCCAUCUGGCAACACAGAAAAAGAAUGACUGCCUAUACUCUGUCAUCAGCCAUCUCUUUAAAGACAUCACAGCCACUUACCUCUGAACCCUCUGCAGAACCUCUAAGCCUCCCAUCUACAGAUAUCUGUUCCUUCUCCAUAUAAUAGCUAUGCUGGUGUCAUUCAUGUUUAUGUGGGUGACUGUGCUAUUUAUGCCUCAGGGUUUCAAGCCCUGAUGCUUGUGAUUUGUGUUGAAUGAGUGAAGUAUUGUAACCACAUUCAGCUGAAUAGGUUAGCUGAGCGUAGGUGCAUGUUUUAGUUGGUGUGUUUUUGUUUGUUGUUUGUUAGUUUUUUUUUAUUAAAACUUUUGUACAAGUGUGAAGGGUGACACAAUGAAAAGAGAUCCAAAGAGUCCUGUGAUCAGGAAGGAGAAGCUGAAUCAUGACCAUAUUCUUUCUGCUUUCUCUGUUUCUGAUUAGUGUUUCUGCUGUGGUGACAUUUUAUUGGCCAAUCAUGUUUGAUUUGUCGGUGUAAAUCUCAUGUAUGUUGCACUUAAGAAACAAUGCCUGGAAUCAUUGGGACACCUGAUGUUUGCAUUGUGUGAGAAUCCCAAAGAUUUGCACUUUUCCUGUUAUCUCUCAUGACUUAUGUCUCUCAUACAGUACUUCCCUAUAUCCCUGUAGCUACAUACUAUUUGAUGAUUUUCUAUAUUAAUGAAAUCGGUAUGGUUAUUUGGAACUAAUAUUUGUGUUAACAUGGUGACAUUUAGGUUAGCACACACUCUACAUACAAUACAAUUUUAUUUUGGUGCUGUUUAUUUAGAGAAAACUAUAUAUUAAGAGCACUGUCCUCCUUAUUUGCUAUCAAAUGGACUUCCAGGAAUUGGCAAAUGCAAAACUCAUUUCAAGGAUUUCCAUAUUUGAAAUUAGCAGGUUGCAACUUUCUGUUGUUACCACAGUAUUUCUGCAAAAACAAAAAGAGAUAUUAUGGAACUUAUGCAUAAAUUACGGUUGCUUUUAGCAAAUAUUUUUUUACCACAAUGUUUGAAAGUUCCUGUACCAAAUUCAACCACUUUUGGCUACGACAGUCACAACAAAGCCUCACAAGAUCCUGGUGGGACUGAUUAUAUAACAUGCCCUGUAUCAUUCGGAAGAAGUCUGGUCACCCUCUUAAGUGAGUCUGUGUGCUUCCCAUAUAGUUGUGACUUACUACCAGUAGGUAUGAUAUUAAUAUUGUAUUAAGUAUUCAUAAGUGGGAUGACUCCCCACAGGCUCUUAGUGAACACAUCCAGCUAUGGGCUUAUGAAGUCUAACCAAGUCUCUUGUCACUGCAAAUAGUCACCAGUGCAUUUGUGUACAUGUGUUCAUUCAUAGAGUAUUUUUGAUAUUAUUAAAAUUAAAAUACAGGAUAACAUCAGUCAAUCAUGUGAUGAAUCUGUGAAAAUAAUUCUGAAAUAUAUAUAUUAAAUAUAAACAAUAGCAACACAAGAAAUUAAAGUGUGAUGUGGUUUUCCAUAGUGUUACAAAGCAUUCAAACAUUCACUUUUCUACAAUUCACAAAAUAUGACAUGUAUGUUGACUAAUCUAACAAAUACCAACAUACACAACUUGGCUCCUGUAUCACACAUUUUUUCUAACCAUGGUGAAAGCCAGUUUGACUAAAUAAUUAAUUUGUAGCAAUAAAAUGCAAAAUAAAGAGAAAUGUGUCUACCAAA
Molecule: messenger RNA, 3261 nt
Organism: Alosa alosa (allis shad)
Lineage: Eukaryota; Metazoa; Chordata; Actinopteri; Clupeiformes; Clupeidae
Product: lysosomal-associated transmembrane protein 4B-like
Exons: 7
Coding region: 194-868 (224 amino acids)
Cellular component (GO): lysosomal membrane
Source: RefSeq, a predicted model, not a curated record